AUGCAUAGCGACAUCGCACCAUGGACGACCACGAAUGCCAUGGUAUUGAUGAAGCCAGGCCAGCCUAUGAAAAGCAAAAUGCUGAAGAUUCGCAACCUCGCCCCUGACCAAGUGCUCGUAGAGCUCAAAGCCACGGGCAUAUGCCACACAGACUUGACAGUGGCCUCCGGCAAUUUUCCCUUAUCCACGCCAGCGAUUUUGGGUCACGAAGGUGCUGGCGUCGUGAAAGCAGUAGGCGGAAAACUGAUAAACCGUUACCAGCCUGGCGAUACUGUUAUCUUGAGCUUCAAUUCUUGUGGUCAAUGUCACAGCUGCGACAAUGGUUCCAGCGCUUAUUGUCGAGACAUGGCCGAAGUCAAUCUUCCCCAUACUCCUUCUACUGGUGAGAGAAAUUUUGAGCUUGAUGGGAUCCCGGUCUGCAAUGGUUUCUUCGGACAAUCUUCUUUUUCGAGGAUGGCGAUCGUGGACGAGCGGUCUAUUGUCAAGAUUCCUGGUCUAACGAGCGAAGAACUCGUAACAUUAGCACCGCUUGGAUGUGGCAUACAAACUGGUGCGGGAGCUGUCAUCAACAACCUCAGUGUCACGCCCGAGUCGAGUUUUGCUGUCAUCGGCGCCGGUGCCGUCGGGCUGUCAGGUUUGAUGGCCGCAAAAUCUCGCGGCGCCGGCACAAUAAUCGCCAUCGAUCUGUUGGAAUCGAAACUCGAGCUCGCAAAGGAACUUGGUGCCACUCACGUGUUCAAUGGCAAGGAUCCCGAGCUCGUUGAGAAGAUUGUCGACUUGACACCUAAAACUGGAGGUAUACAAUUUGUGCUCGACACGACUGGGGUGCCGCGUGUUCUGGAACAAGCGGUCACAUUCGCUGGGAUUCGAGGUCGAAUUUGUACGGUGGGCCUCACAGUUCCAGGCACUACUAUGAAGCUAGAUUUCAUGGAUAUGAUGCAUAGAGGCAAAGUUUUCACUGGCAGCAUAGAGGGAGAUAGUGACCCUCAGAAGUUUAUUCCUUUUCUCGUUGACGAGUUCAGGGCAGGUCGUUUACCGCUCGAAAAAAUUGUGCGCCUCUACCGAUUUGAAGAAUUUCAAGACGCCUGGGAGGAUCUGGCGAAUGGGCGAGUCAUCAAGCCAAUCAUUCGGUGGUAG
Aureobasidium namibiae CBS 147.97 is the source of this 1137-nucleotide messenger RNA. Its product is annotated as NAD(P)-binding protein. The coding region runs from base 1 to 1137 and encodes 378 amino acids. Gene Ontology annotation, molecular function: oxidoreductase activity. The transcript is spliced from 3 exons. The record is from RefSeq and is a predicted model, not a curated record. NCBI's taxonomy places the organism in Eukaryota, Fungi, Ascomycota, Dothideomycetes, Dothideales, Saccotheciaceae.